Messenger RNA from Dovyalis caffra, 204 nucleotides. NCBI's taxonomy places the organism in Eukaryota, Viridiplantae, Streptophyta, Magnoliopsida, Malpighiales, Salicaceae. The record is from the annotation of a GenBank genome assembly.
AUGGCUAACUUUUGUGAGGAUGUCACUAAAUAUCGUCAACUAGUUGGUGGUUUCAUACUUGACCAUGAUCAGAUCGAAUAUAUGCUUCUCAGUAACAAAACCUUCAUUCUAAACGUUAUGCAAAUUCAUCAACGUCAUCCAGCAACAUGCGUCCACCACUAUUUACGAAGUACAUUAAACACAACUGAGGCACACAAGCGUUAA